Molecule: messenger RNA, 1035 nt
Organism: Batrachochytrium dendrobatidis JAM81
Lineage: Eukaryota; Fungi; Chytridiomycota; Chytridiomycetes; Rhizophydiales
Product: bifunctional triacylglycerol lipase/ester hydrolase
Exons: 2
Coding region: 1-1035 (344 amino acids)
Biological process (GO): lipid storage
Cellular component (GO): lipid droplet
Molecular function (GO): lipase activity
Source: RefSeq, a predicted model, not a curated record
AUGAACGAACAGCAACAACCACUUAUUAAAAGUAAACUCUUGUUGAAUGCAUUCAACUCUACAAACUCUUUUCAUCACCACACACAUAGGGAUAUAAGUAAUCACAUGUGUAGUCAUUCCGAGGGUUCUUUGGGAAUAGAGAUUUGGAAUGUAGGCGGACAUUUGACUGAAGUACUUUACAUGCGAGCUAGUAAGCAUACUUCUAGUAUCAAGCAUGUGGCCAUAUUAUAUCCAGGAAAUCCUGGAAUCAUUCAAUACUAUCAACAGUAUGCUGAAGCAUUGUAUCGUCACUUUGAUGGGGAGCUUGAAAUUGUUGGUUGUUCUUAUUUGGGUCACGCAUCUUAUAUCGCAAACAACGAUAACAAGAUCUACAGCCUUGAUGACCAAAUUACACACAAGGUAUUAUUUUUUGAUGUCGUCAAGGCUCAAUAUCCAGCAUCGACAAACUUUAUUCUCAUUGGCCAUUCUCUUGGAACCUACAUGUCUCUUAAAGUCUUGUCUUUUCGUCAAGACUGUUCGAUUGUAAAGAUUGUUGCAUUGUUUCCUACAUUGCAUUCCAUGAGUGCAUCUCCAAAUGGUCGAAAAGCAAGUGUAUAUACAUUUCCUCCUAUUCGAUAUGUUACUCGACAGGUUAUAUCGUGUAUCGUGUCGAUUCUUCCUCGCAAUCUGCUUUUUUUGUUGGUUAGUGCGCUGACAGGCAUCCAUGGUCCAGUACUGUAUAUUACGACCAAUAUGUUGACAUCUUCCACAAAUACUGCAAAUGUGCUUUACCUUGGUGCUUGCGAAAUGCACCAGAUUCGUGAUUUAAACGACCUGGAUGUGAUUUCCACUCAUGCAGACAAGUUUAUCAUGUACUAUGGGGUGGACGAUGGAUGGUCUCCUGUUGAGCAUUAUCAAGAUAUGUCUAGAAAGGUUCCUGCAGCCAAAGUGAUGCUGUGUGAAAAAAGUGUACCGCAUUCGUUUGUUGUUGAACACUCUGGUUUGAUGGCAAAGCUAUCGUUUGAAUGGUUGCGGGAUCUUGUAUUGCAGCAGUAG